Molecule: messenger RNA, 456 nt
Organism: Morchella sextelata
Lineage: Eukaryota; Fungi; Ascomycota; Pezizomycetes; Pezizales; Morchellaceae
Exons: 2
Source: RefSeq, a predicted model, not a curated record
UCCUAUGCGAACUAUGGGUUCGAGCCUGAUUCCAAUUGGCAUUCGCAAACAAGGAAGCUGGACAAUACCAAUGUUUCCAGCGCCGUACUAGAGCCCCAGUGGAAAAAGAAAUGGUAUGACCAGAAGUAUAUGAAAACUCCAGAACCUGAAGAUGGGGAUAAGGUGAUGAUGGACCGACGCAAUAUGGUUGCCAAUCGACCCUCAAGCAAGCUUGACUACAAUCAACUAUGUCUCUUUGAGGUUUAUGAGAAACUUGUUGUUGCGUUCUACAUGCUGAAGCUUCCCUCCGAAUGGAACAUUCAUGAUGUCUUCCAAAUAUUUCUGCUGGAGUCCUAUCGGGGACUGAAAUACCCUCAACGCACUGAAGUCCCUCCUGCUCCAGAUGAGGUCGAAGGAGAAUACAGUCACGUUCCCCAAGAAAUAGCUAAUAGCCGAUGGCAACAGGCUGGGCAUUAG